Molecule: messenger RNA, 5176 nt
Organism: Zeugodacus cucurbitae (melon fly)
Lineage: Eukaryota; Metazoa; Arthropoda; Insecta; Diptera; Tephritidae
Product: post-GPI attachment to proteins factor 2-like
Exons: 5
Coding region: 727-1842 (371 amino acids)
Biological process (GO): GPI anchor biosynthetic process
Cellular component (GO): Golgi membrane; endoplasmic reticulum membrane
Source: RefSeq, a predicted model, not a curated record
UGUAAUUGCUUUAUCGCGUGUGGCACACUGGGCAUUGUAUUUUUGGAAAUGUUUACAUUCUCCAGCCUACAUUACAAAUACAACAAUGUUGACAUGUCAAAUCUGGCGAAUAAGGGUGAAAGUGAAAUUCAUAGUGACAUAACAGCAGAAUAUCCUAAAAGCAACGCUGCAUCCGCGUAUUGUGUAAGACUGAAGCGGAAAGUGCGAUUAGUUGCAGGAAAAAAAUCGAAUUCGAAACAAUAAAGUACAUUUAAUGAAGCAGGAAGCGUUGUGAAAAUCGAAAAAUUAAACAAUUUCGUGAGCUCAAGUGCAGCAAGCAAAAGUUAAAUCUUAGUACAUCUUUCAACAUAUGUGUGAGUGUGUGUGAGCAUUUCUGCCAAACCACCAACCACCCACCACCUACGCAUACAGUUGUAGCAGGCACAAACGACAGGCUGACUUUGGCGAACGUGCUUGCGUAAAAAUCGAUAUUUAUUGAAUUUAUUUACGUAAAUUAUAAAUAAAAUGCAAAACAUGUGGAAAGUACAGCAUAAAGUGAAAUUUUAGCAUAAAGCUAAUUUAGAGCAACUUUAAGCGAGCGAACAACAAGAAAGCUUUACUUUCUAUUUACUCCCGUAUAUUUACCACGGAGCGCAGUUGUGUGCAGUCUUCAUUGUUAUCUACUCUACUCAAAGCUAUAGCUGUGUGAUUUACUUUUCGGAAGCGUUUCGAGUUAUUCUCAUUGCAAUGGCGGAUGCUGUGCGCGCUAAUGUGGAUCCGGCAAAGGACAUGCCGCAGUCAAGUUUUAGCUCAGACGUUGCUGGCGAUAGCAGUGGCGCAAUCUUGCGUAACACAAAGCAAGUGACAGCUUCACCGCUGGCUCAGCAGGCGAACGAACAACUUCAGUGUGAGCAAUUGUAUUGCGCAACAAGCGCCAAUUUAACAACAACAACAUCGACAACAACAGCCGGCGGUGCUGCUAAUGGCGACUCAGCCGCGGUAACGACAACAACAGUCACAGAUAUGUCUUCGCUGUCAACGACGCCGCCGUCAGCAGCGCUACCAUUAGCCGUACACUAUUUGGCUAGCUUCCAUCAGAUUUGUGUGGUGACUGCACUGCUUCCAUUGGUGACGCUGUUCACCUGCUUUGUCACCGCGUACGUCUUCCAAUAUGAUGAUGUGCACGAAACGCAUUGCCGUGUCUACAACAUUGUACCAUCGAUAAGUGCCAUUACCGGUGUCAGUCCACAACGCUACUUUUGGCGCCUGAGUAUUGCCUUACACAUUGGACCGCGUCUGCCCAUCGCCUUUGUGUAUAAGAAUUUUUAUCGCAGCAUGUUGGCCAAUUUGCAGCAACGUCGACCGCAUUUGGUGCCGAAGGCCGAUCUGAUGAUAACCUUAAUACUAGUUUUGAAUCUCAUCGAAAUUUCAUCGUUGGGCGGUGUCACCUACAUUUCGAAUAGGGAGAAUUAUCCGAUUCACGAGAAAAUCUUCAUUACAUUUAUGGUUUGCUCACUCUGCUACAUGUUGGCCACCAUCAAGCUGCACGGCAUGCUCUUUGAGGAUGAGAGCAAACUCUUGCCCAUACAACGUGAGUCCAUCAAAUGGAAGAAAAUACUUUUCAUCACCUCCAUUGUGAGCACCGUCGGCUUGUUGGUAUUCUUCGCCAAGCAUCGUUUCUACUGUCAUGAUUUGGCCUUCAGUUGGUUCGCCUUCUUCGAGUAUGUGAUCGCCAUUGCGAAUAUGCUAUUCCAUUUCACCAUCAUUUGGGACUUUCCAUCGCAAUUUAUGCUCAUCGUGCAGGGACCGAAGGAGAAAAUCGAAGCGCUCUUCAAGCGUUCGAGCGCGAUCAAGUCCGAUUAAAUGCAAUGCGUUGGACUCACUGAUGUAAAAGCAAACAAACUCACACACGCUCGCACUCGUUGUGACUUCAAUAGUGAGCGUUAACGGCGUGGUAACUGGUAGUUUGUUGUUGCGUAUAAAUCAAUUUUAAUUUGAUUUAAUUGUGAAUUGUGAACGGCACAUGAGAAACCUCGAAGCGCGCUUCCAUUGUCAACUCAUACGCAUAUAUAUAUUUAAUUAAUUUAAUUUUCAUUGAAUUUCGAAAAUUACUCAUAAACACACAUACAAACAUACACAGAGUGAAGGUAAAAGUCUCCUAAUAGCAGUUUGCGUAAAGCCAUAGUUAAAUCCAUUUUAAAACAUAAAAAUAUAUACAUACAUACAUACAUAUAUAUAAAUUGAAUUAAAAAAUAUUUAUAAACAAUUUUAUUUAGUUUUUUAAAGAAUAAGUUUUAAAGCAAUAAUUUUAGCUUUCUGUUAAAUACAUGUGUAUCCGUAGUCUUACACUAGUUUUGUGCGAAUUUUUAAGCCAAAGCAACGACACGAGUUUUAAAUGCACCUACAUAACUUACAUAUGUAGUUAAAUUACUCAGAUUUGACUCAAUAUACCAUUAUCAUUAUUAUGUUUAUUAUGUACAUAGUUAUGUACAUGAAAUUUAAGACAAAAAACCAAAAACAGUAAUCUCAAAUAAUGCACAGAGUUUAAAAUUUUGCAACUUCUUUCAGUGAAAAUGGAAGUUAUAUAACAAAAAUUUAGCAUUAAUUUUAUGCAAACAAUGACAAAUCAAGCGCUGUACAAGGCUUACAUUAGUUUUAUUUUAGACUCGUAUUAAGACUUUCGAAUGCUUACGUACACUAAUAAAGUUAAAUUUAGUCAAAAAAAGUUCACUUACAAAAUAUAUAAAUAAAUUCAUAAACAUUCAUUCAAAUAUUGUUUCAUUAUUAAACCAUAUACUUUAAACGCAGGUAAAAUUCAUCACACUUCUCUUUAUUUUAUACUGUUUAGUAUAAAUAUUUCCAAAACAUUUUACAUAUUAUAUUUAGAGCUUUCAUAAUAUGAUUUUAAAUUCAUUUAACAUUUUUGAAAAAUUAUAACCUAACUUUUACAAAAAAAAAUAAAUAAUUGUUUGGUUUGUUCCAGGGCUGGAGCUAUCCAUAUAUUCGUAUGUCCAAAAUUUCAUAAUUAUCCUUAUUGAAAGUUUCUAGAUAUUUCCUAGUUCAACAAAUAGUUCAAUCAAGCUUAUAAAAAAUUAUAUAAGCAUUGUAAAAGCUUCGUGAAAGUUCAUUACUCCGAAAGCUGAAGACCUCUAUCAGAUAUUCAUUCUUAAAAAAGGUUCUCUCAAAAUUUGAAAACUAGUUUUUUACAUUUAUAUCUUCGGAUAUUGGAAUAUUCGGCUUAUACAGAUUGUUUAAGCUCUUUAUUAAAACCACAGCUCUUGAUCGGACAUCUUCUUCACAUAUAUGGUCUACUUUCUUAAGUUAAAAUGUUCAUAAAACAAAUUUCCCAUUCUCUUUUUAUCUUUUGUAUUCUCAUAAUUGUAGUCUAAAUCUAAAACUUUUGCCCUUUGCUGUCCCUCGCGAUGACAAUCUUUUAGAAAAUCUGAAUAUUAAAUUUGAGAAAUUUUAUCAGCGUUUAGUCGCCUUCGACAGUUUCUAGCUAGUAAAAAACUUAGUUCAAUAAAGUGUUAAAUAUAUUCAAGAAAUUAUAAUAUAAUGUAUAAAAGCUUUGGUGAAAGCUUCGUGAAAGCUUUUUAGCUCUAUGAACUCUAGAAUGAUAAUUAAGUUUUUGUCAAAGAUUUUAACUUAAUUAAAUUGUCAGAGAUUACUAUGUAGUGAGAGCAAGAUCUUGUAAUAAUUUCAGCAAAAGCUAUUUAAAUAAAUCUUAAGUAACUAAUCAUUAAUAAAGCAUAAUAAUGAAGAUUCAUUCCCAUAAAUGUCUCUGAAAUUUUGUUCGAAAGAAAUCAAAUAUGUUUGCUUUGAUUUUUCAUAGAUCUAUAAGUUCCUUAAAAAUGACUAAUUUUGUUUUUAUUUAAGUUGGAAUAGCUAAACCUUGAGCUAUGCUGGAUCGAACAAAAACUGGUAUAAAUGCAAUACUCCUCAAAUUAUACCACUAGAAUGUAUUAACUACACAAGUAAGGCGAAAUCAUUCCUUUCUUUAAAAAUAUACAAUUCUAUAAUAGAUAUUUUUGGUUUUCAUUUGAUAAUCUUUAUGCAGGAUCUCCAAAUUUCCAAAGAUCUCGAAAACUGUCGAAACGUUCGUUUUAAAUUUUAUGCCAGAAUAACUGUAUACUUUCCUGGCAGAUAUGUAAGUUUUAGAAUGGCAUAUAUUUUGAGGGAUUUACCUCUUACUUUUUUUUUGAAAGAGACUGAGUUUCGAUUGAUUUUUUUUAAUUAAAUAAAUAGACGCCUUAAAUACAAAUAGGGGAAAAUUUUAUCAAAAUAGAUUUAUCUUACAAAACUUUUCACAGAACAAUACUUUUAUCUUCAAUAACCAUUUUAACUAUUUAACAUUUUUUAAAAAGGAUAUUAAGAUAAUUUUUUGAUUUUCUAAGCUUUAGUUAAAACAAAUAAAUUUUCACAGAUUUUUCUCUAUCAUGUAUUUUUUUUCUACAUAUAUGUAUUUUAUAUAUAAUAUAACAAUUUCUUCAUAUUUUCAAACAGUUAAAUACAGUUUUCAAAACAAACUUAAAAAAAUCUACACUUCACCUACAUACCUAACAUACUCAUAUGUAUAUAUGUAUUUGAAUUUAUACACUACUUCCCUGAGGAAUAUAUAUUCAACAAUUCGAAAAUAUUUGCAUAUUUACCACUAGGAAAACUACUCUUGCUAAACUACUCGAAAUUUUUUUAUACAAUUUUCUUAGCUAAAAUAAUGCAACUCUUUGCCAUGAACACAGACUAAAUUCUACGUUUUUGAUAAACUAUUAAUAAUUUUGCAGUACAACUCUCUAGCAACUCACAAAUACAAACUCAAUAUACGGUUAAGACAGUUACAAUUGCAAUAUUCAAAUAGUUCUAGUGAAAGUAAUAUUAUUUUAAUAAAAUAUAUUUUAUUCGAAAUUAACAAACAAAAAUAGUGAUAAUACAUAACAACAGUAAUUAAUGCAAAAAAUAUUUUAAAUAAUAUUAUUAUAAUGUUUAUAAUAAUAAAUAACUUAAUAAUAGAUAUUUCAAAAACUAUAACCCACACGACAAAUUAAAAAAAAUAACAAUUUUGCUCUAAAACACAAUUUUUUUUGAAAGUCAAAAAUUUUAAUACAAAAAAAUUCAAAUAAACCACAUAUCGUACAAGGUUUGUAAACGAAAAUAUUGUAUAAUAGAAAAUAGGUUUUAGAGAACUGUAGCUAAGAAAUAA